Messenger RNA from Talaromyces stipitatus ATCC 10500, 1545 nucleotides. Its product is annotated as monooxygenase, putative. The transcript has 2 exons. The record is from RefSeq and is a predicted model, not a curated record. The coding region runs from base 1 to 1545 and encodes 514 amino acids. Gene Ontology annotation, molecular function: monooxygenase activity; FAD binding. Gene Ontology annotation, biological process: secondary metabolite biosynthetic process. NCBI's taxonomy places the organism in Eukaryota, Fungi, Ascomycota, Eurotiomycetes, Eurotiales, Trichocomaceae.
AUGGGUGAAACAGUCGUGCCGAAACAAAAGUUCUAUACCAUAGGCGAUAAAGAAGAAUUCGACCCGGAGAGGUGGAUUUCGAGUACCCCAAAUAAGCUACCGAAACGUGACCCAGAGACACAUGUCAAUGUCCUCAUUGUGGGUGCCGGAUUCGCUGGACUGAUGACGGCACUGGAGUGUUGGAGAAAAGGGCAUAAUAUUGUGGGCAUUCUAGAACGUAACGAAGGCCCGAAUUACAGCGGAGAUCUUAUUAUCAUCCAGCCUUCAGCCAUUUCUGUUUUUCGCCACUGGCCUGACAUGCGCUGUGAACUCGAAGAAGAUAAAGUCACCGCCCCGACAUUUUACUACAGACACAAUAGUGAGCUCAUUUAUGGGCCUUCGGAACCCAGCUACAAUGACCCGGAGCACUUGGCCGAGCGUGAAGGUCUGCCGUAUGUAGGCCCGGUACAGAUCCGAAAGAAGUUUUACAGGAUGCUAUUGCGGCAAGUGGCUAAAAUAGGUAUCACAAUUGACUACGGGCAACGUGUCGACAAAUACUUUGAAGAUGAAAAUGCUGGACUUGGUGGUGUGAUAACAGAAGAUGGCUCAGUUCGAGUGGCUGAUAUUGUCGUUGCAGCCGAUGCCUUCAAGUCCCGGUCCGAACUUCUGAUUGCUGGUAAACACAUGCCCACACGGUCAAGCGGAAUGUCUGUCUAUCGUGUAGCUUUCCCGGCCCACCUUGCAAUGCAAAAUGACUUGGUCAGGAAGCGGUGGGAAGGUGUUACGGCAAAUGAGUUCUGGCUUGGAGCUGGCAUGCAUAUGGGGUUGUUCGUAUCUCCUGACCUCGUGGCUUUUGGUAUGACUCCGCGAGAUGAGUUCUUGGUAGAGGGUAGUGCCAAGGCCAAGGAAUCAUGGGAUCCCGAUGUCGAUCCUGAAGAAGUCGGUAAGCUUCUUCAUCGCCUUCCUGGCUGGGAUCCUGCAGUUGAAGCGUUGGUACGCGCUACUCCGAGGGGAGCCUUGAUCCACUGGCCACUACUAUGGCGCAAUCUCCGCAAGGAGUGGACCUCUAAGGGCGGGCGGGUUGUUCAAGUGGGAGACUGUGCACAUUCCACAAUACCUGCAUCUGUCAGCGGUGGGACCCUAGCUCUCGAGGACGCAAUAACGCUGGCAUCGUGUUUGCAGUUAUCGUCUUAUGGAGGAGCCAGCGGUGCGCCUCUUGGAGCCAAAAUCUACAAUUUAAUGCGAUACCAGCGUGUCAGCUGCACGCAGAAAAUGGCCUUCGUCAAUUCACAGCUCUUGAAUGCUACUAGUGAUUGGGAAGACAUAAUGAAGGAUCCUAAGAAAGUACGCCUCCGUUUCCCGAAGUGGGUGUUCCGACAUGAUCCUGAAGCAUAUGUAUAUGAGAAAUAUGGGCAGGCUUUUGCGCAUCUAGUCACUGGUGCUGAGUAUGAGAAUACAAACUACCCACCAGGACAUAAGUUUGUACCUUGGACGAUUGAAGAAAUCUAUAAGGACAUUGAGGAUGGGAAAAGAAUUGAGCAAUUGCUGGAUGGCGAUUGGUCAUAG